AUUCGCACACAACAAUCGGCUUGAUAAGAUAUAUGCUGAUAAAGCCAACUUGGUGGUCGCUAUUAAAUCGUAAGAGAGCAGCUGUUAGUGUCUAAAUAAAUUCGUAAGUUCUAAUAGUAAAUCAAGCCUCUAUCGAAAUGAACGCAGCACUAAGGAGUCGGCAACUUUUCCAAAGUAAUUGCAUUUUGAAGAUUUGCGGACAGCAAAUUUCCGCUUCAGCGACACUUCCCAAACCAGUACAAACCAGUGAAAGCGCGAAGCCAAUACUUUAUUCCUAUUGGCACAGUUCCUGCUCGUGGCGUGUACGCAUUGCGCUCAACUGGAAGAAUAUACCAUAUGAGACGCGUGCCGUCAAUUUACUUAAGCCGGGCGGUGAGCAACUUGCCGCAGAAUAUCGCGCGAUUAAUCCAACGGCGCAGGUGCCAACACUACUCAUAGAUGGCCAUAGCAUCAUUGAGUCCAUUGCCAUUCUGCAUUAUUUGGAGGAGACGCGUCCACUGCCAGCCCUGCUGCCGCAAGAUGCGCACCAACGCGCUCAGGUGCGUGAGAUUGUAGAAGUUAUAGCCUCAGGCAUACAGCCAUUACAAAAUCUGAAAGUGCAGAAGUAUGUCGGUAAGGAGAAGCGCAAGGAGUGGGCACAGCAUUGGAUCAAUUGCGGUUUUCGUGCAUUGGAACAAAGACUCUCCACUUCGGCGGGCAAAUAUUGUGUGGGCGAUGAGGUUUCCAUGGCCGAUUGCUGUCUGCUGCCACAGGUCUUCAAUGCCAGAAAAUCUGACGUUGAUAUACGACAAUAUCCGAUUAUUUCACGCAUCGAAGGUGAAUUGGAGACGGUUCCAGCCUUUAUCGCUGCCCAUCCAACCAACCAACCGGACUGUCCGACGGAGUUAUCUGGUAGAUAAGAUUUUGCGUAGUCGAAGAUAUACAAAUACACUGCAAAAAAUUGUUAUUGUGACGCCGUUAUGUUUAGCGUAUACUUGUCUAUGUACGUUAUUCUGGAAAUAAAAUUGAUCCUAUU
Zeugodacus cucurbitae (melon fly) is the source of this 1015-nucleotide messenger RNA. RefSeq names its product probable maleylacetoacetate isomerase 2. Gene Ontology annotation, molecular function: maleylacetoacetate isomerase activity; glutathione transferase activity. Gene Ontology annotation, biological process: L-phenylalanine catabolic process; glutathione metabolic process. Gene Ontology annotation, cellular component: mitochondrion; cytoplasm. Bases 138 to 899 code for a protein of 253 amino acids. The record is from RefSeq and is a predicted model, not a curated record. NCBI's taxonomy places the organism in Eukaryota, Metazoa, Arthropoda, Insecta, Diptera, Tephritidae. The transcript has 3 exons.